AUGGCGCGGGCGCUGCAGUCGCUGUUUCGUUGGGGCCACUACCUCCGGGCUCCUCUGCGGGUGUCAGCUUUGGUGGCCGGCCCAAGAGGAAGACCAGCCCGUUCUUUUUGGAGGACUACAGUCCAGCUAGAGAGUUCCUGUGGAAAGCUAGCCACAGCCAGUAUCCCCGUGGCACGGACAUACAGCACCCAGGCUGCAGAGAACAAGGAGGAGGAAGCCCUGCACUCUAUCAUCAACAGCACAGAGACCAUGCAGGGUGCCACUUCCAAGCAUGAGUUCCAGGCUGAGACCAAAAAGCUUCUGGACAUUGUUGCCCGCUCCUUGUAUUCUGAAAAAGAGGUGUUCAUCCGGGAGCUCAUCUCUAAUAGCAGUGAUGCUCUCGAGAAACUGCGUCACCAGCUGGUGCGUGAUGGCCAGGCACUGCCAGAGAUGGAGAUCCACCUGCAGACUGACUCUGAGAAGGGCACCAUCAUCAUCCAGGACACUGGCAUCGGGAUGACACAGGAGGAGUUGGUGUCUAACCUGGGAACAAUAGCUAGGUCUGGAUCAAAGGCCUUCCUGGAUGCCCUGGAGAACCAAGCUGAGGCCAGUAGCAAGAUCAUCGGGCAGUUUGGUGUGGGCUUCUACUCUGCCUUCAUGGUGGCCAACAAGGUGGAGGUAUUCUCACGGUCGGCAGCCCCGGGGAGUCCUGGCUACCAGUGGCUUUCAGAUGGCUCUGGAGUGUUUGAAGUUGCUGAGGCGGCUGGAGUCCAACCUGGGACCAAAAUAAUUAUCCACCUGAAGUCUGACUGCAGAGAGUUUGCCAGUGAGGCCCGGGUUCGAGAUGUGGUAACCAAGUACAGUAACUUUGUCAGCUUCCCCUUAUACCUCAAUGGAAGGCGCAUGAACACACUACAGGCCAUCUGGAUGAUGGAAGCCAAGGAUGUAGACACAGAACAGCAUGAAGAGUUUUACAGAUACAUUGCCCAAGCCUCCGACAGGCCUCGCUACACACUGCACUAUAGGACUGAUGUACCCCUCAACAUCUGCAGCAUCUUCUAUGUCCCAGAGAUGAAGCCGUCCAUGUUCGAUGUGAGUCGAGAGCUGGGCUCCAGUGUCGCCCUCUACAGCCGCAAAGUCCUCAUCCAGACCAAGGCUGCUGAUAUUCUGCCCAAAUGGCUACGGUUCAUUCGUGGUGUGGUGGACAGUGAAGACAUCCCUCUGAACCUGAGCCGGGAGCUCCUUCAGGAGAGUGCCCUCAUCAGAAAACUCCGAGAUGUCCUGCAGCAGAGGCUGAUAAAGUUCUUUGUGGACCAAAGUAAAAAGGACCCAGAGAAGUAUGCCAAGUUUUUUGAAGACUAUGGCUUGUUCAUGAGGGAGGGCAUUGUAACCACCACUGACCAGGAAGUCAAGGAGGACAUAGCAAAGCUGUUGCGUUAUGAGUCAUCAGCCCUGCCUGCUGGGCAGCUGACCAGCCUGGUGGACUAUGGGAGUCGCAUGCAAGCUGGCUCCCGCAACAUCUACUACCUGUGCGCACCCAGCCGCCUCUUGGCUGAGCAUUCACCCUACUACGAAGCCAUGAAGCAGAAAAACAUGGAGGUUCUCUUCUGCUACGAGCAAUUUGAUGAGCUCACCUUGCUCCACCUUCAGGAGUUUGACAAGAAGAAGCUCAUCUCUGUGGAGACUGACAUUGUUGUUGAUCACUACAAGGAGGAGAAGUUUGAGGACACAGCCCCAGCUACUGAGCGCCUAUCAGAGAAGGAGGCCGAGGACCUGAUGGCUUGGAUAAGAAACGUGCUGGGGUCUCGAGUCACCAACGUGAAGGUGACCUUCCGUCUGGACACCCACCCAGCUAUGAUCACUGUGUUGGAGAUGGGUGCCGCCCGGCACUUCCUGCGCAUGCAGCAGCUGGCCAAGACCCACGAGGAGCGUGCUCAGAUCCUGCAGCCAACCCUGGAGAUCAACCCACGGCACGCACUGAUCAAGAAGCUCAGCCAACUAAGAGAGCGAGAACCCGAGCUGGCCCAGCUGCUGGUGGACCAGAUCUAUGAGAAUGCUAUGAUUACAGCAGGGCUGGUGGAUGAUCCCCGGCCCAUGGUGGGUCGCCUCACUCAGCUGCUGACUAGAGCCCUGGAGAAGCACUGA
Elephantulus edwardii (Cape elephant shrew) is the source of this 2124-nucleotide messenger RNA. It is a transcript of the gene TRAP1, whose product is annotated as TNF receptor-associated protein 1. NCBI's taxonomy places the organism in Eukaryota, Metazoa, Chordata, Mammalia, Macroscelidea, Macroscelididae. The record is from RefSeq and is a predicted model, not a curated record. Gene Ontology annotation, cellular component: mitochondrial inner membrane. The transcript has 18 exons. The coding region runs from base 1 to 2124 and encodes 707 amino acids. Gene Ontology annotation, molecular function: ATP binding; ATP-dependent protein folding chaperone; ATP hydrolysis activity. Gene Ontology annotation, biological process: protein folding.